AUGUUCACAUUUCUUCCGACAACUAUCUUUUUGGCUGCUUUCUAUACCUCUGGGCCCAUCCGACAUGGAGGAACGCGCGAGUAUUUGUAUGAAGGCUCCGAUUAUCCCCAGAGAUGGGAUAUUCUGCCCUUAGAAAACGUUCAAAUAACAAUCGAGAAUUCCGUACAUUUUGCGCUCGACUCUCCCUUGGGUGGUUUGGAAUGGAACAGCACUCUUCCAUCAGGAGGCGGCUUUCUGUACUUGGGAGAGAAUCUGGAGCAAUUCAGCAUCUCCACAUUUCACCAGCUACGAUGCCUUGACAUUGUACGCCAGGGCUUGGUGAAGUUCCGGAAUGAAGGGCGACGGCGCACACCCAACGCUCUUGUUCAUCACUGUAUGAACUACCUUCGUCAGAUGAUACUAUGUCGGUCUGAUUUGCGCUUGGAGCACGGGCGCCAUCUUUUGAGGGGGAUAGCGGUGUCGGACGUGACGCACAGUACGUGCAAGGACUGGGGUCCUGUGUUCAAGGCUGCGGAGGACAAUUAUCGCAAUUAUGUCCAGAAGUUAUCUGGGAAGAAACAUGUAUGA
Messenger RNA from Laccaria bicolor S238N-H82, 567 nucleotides. RefSeq lists its product as uncharacterized. The record is from RefSeq and is a predicted model, not a curated record. Bases 1 to 567 code for a protein of 188 amino acids. The transcript is spliced from 2 exons. Gene Ontology annotation, biological process: mycotoxin biosynthetic process. NCBI's taxonomy places the organism in Eukaryota, Fungi, Basidiomycota, Agaricomycetes, Agaricales, Hydnangiaceae.